CGUUGAUGCAGCGGACACGAAAACUUUCUCAUCCCAUCUCUCUUCCUCUCCCUCUUCUUCACUUCCUCUCCUUCAUCCUUCUCGUUCACCUCAUCACUCUCUCCUCACUCAUUCUCUCAUUGCAGCCUCAUGACCUUUGACAGACACCAACAGGCCGUGGAACUUCCAGGAACCAGACGACCUGGACAGACCGGUAUCUAUCGCCGCAAGGGCUUCGAGAACAAUUUGGUAUCCGUUCCUUCGUUGAGACCCAACGUCAAGACCGUCUACGACGCCUUCCAGCAUGGACUGAAAACUUCGCCCAAUGGCCCCGCGCUUGGCCGUCGCGUGUACGAUCCCAUCACAAAGACCUUCGGUGGCUAUGCCUGGGAGACUUACACUGAAGUAAACGAUCGGAUCACGCGCCUUGGAAGCGGUCUCGUCAAGAUCCAUCAGAAGGCCUACGAACUCCAGUCGGUUGCUCAACGAUGGUCCCUGGGCAUCUGGGCCAUCAACCGACCCGAGUGGACGAUUACUUCCGAGGCUUGCUCGGCUUAUAACCUGGUAUCCGUAGGAUUGUAUGACACACUAGGGCCCGAGGCGGUGGUCUAUGGUGUUAAUCAUUCGGAGUGCUCGAUUGUCGUUACAAGCGUGGAUCAUGUCGCUGCCUUGUUGUGCGAUGCGCACAAGAUGCCUGGUCUGAAGGCUGUUGUCAGCAUGGACAGUCUUGAGUCCGGUAAUUCCGCUCCUGGACGAGCGGGUGUUGGUUCGAUCCUCAGGACCUAUGCCCAGGACAAGGGCGUGUUACUCUAUGACUGGGCAGAGGUUGAGGCCCUUGGAGUCCAGUUUGGAAGAAAGCAUACUCCUCCGAGUCCCUCGGAUGUUUACACGAUUUGCUAUACCAGUGGCACUACUGGUCUGCCAAAAGGUGCCAUUUUGAGCCACGGUAACAUGAUCGCUGUCUUGGCUGCGGAAGAUUCGGCAAUGCCCAUGACCACCACCGACUGUGUGUUCAGUUUCCUACCCCUGCCCCACGUCUUUGGCCGACUCAUGGAGCUGUUCAUGUUCUCUGAAGGAGGAAGAAUCGGCUACAGCACAGGAGAUCAACUUCUGCUGCUUGAAGACCUCGCAAAUUUAAAACCAACUAUCUUCCCUUGUGUUCCCAGAUUGUUGAACCGAAUCUAUGCUAAGAUUCGCGCAGCUACUGUUGAUGCUCCUGGAUUGACAGGAGCGCUUGCCAGACGCGGCCUUGCUGUCAAGCUGGCCAAGCUGAAGGAGGGCAAAGGAUUCACCCAUCCGUUCUGGGACCGUCUACUCUUUGGAAAGGUCAAGCAGGCUCUCGGUGGUAAUGUGCGUCUUAUCUUGACUGCCUCGGCUCCCAUCUCAGCCGAAAUUUUAGGGUUUACCCGAGUUGCAUUCUGCUGCGAGGUCGUUGAGGCGUACGGUCAGACCGAGGGUACCGGAGCCGCGACCAACACCCUCAUUGGUGAGACCGAAGCUGGCCAUGUUGGUCCACCUCAAGUCUGCUGCGAAAUCAAACUGGAGGAUGUUCCCGAGCUCAACUACUUUGCCACGGAUAAACCCUACCCUCGCGGCGAGCUUUGCGUUCGUGGCCCGAGCGUCAUUUCUGGAUACCUCAAGGAUGAGGCCAAGACACGGGAGACGAUCGACGAGGAAGGAUGGCUACACUCUGGAGACAUCGCAAUUGUAGACAAUAGCGGCACCUUUACGAUCAUUGACCGCAAAAAGAAUGUGUUCAAGUUGAGCCAGGGAGAGUACAUUGCUGCGGAGAAUAUCGAGGGCAAGUUCCUGUCGAAGGUUCCAUUCCUUCAACAGAUCUUUGUCCAUGGCGACCCACAUGAGAGCUGCUUGGUGGCGAUUGUGAUCCCGGAUGCAGAGACAUUUAUUCCGUUCGUGAACAAGAUUCUGCAGGGCACCAACGUUCAGAUUGGUGACAUGGCUUCGUACAUGAGUAUCUGCAAUGAUGACAAGUUGCGGAAGGCUGUCCUCAAAGAGCUCGUCAAGGCCGGCAAGGAGGCUGGUUUGAAAGGAUUUGAAAUUCCCAAGGCCGUAUUGAUCGAGACCGAGGCAUUCACGGUCGAGAAUGACAAGAUGACGCCUACGUUCAAGCUCAAGAGACAUCCGGUCAUUCAAGAGUACCGGGAGCGGUUGACAGCGCUGUACAACGAGAUCCGCCAGUUCGAAUCCAAACUUUAGAAAAGAUGUCCUUCUGCGGUACAUAUACAGCGCGCAAGUCAACAGCAAAGUUACAAAUAAAACCUGCUCGCUGAGAACAAUGC
Gamsiella multidivaricata is the source of this 2279-nucleotide messenger RNA. RefSeq lists its product as uncharacterized. NCBI's taxonomy places the organism in Eukaryota, Fungi, Mortierellomycota, Mortierellomycetes, Mortierellales, Mortierellaceae. Gene Ontology annotation, molecular function: long-chain fatty acid-CoA ligase activity. Gene Ontology annotation, cellular component: membrane; endoplasmic reticulum. Gene Ontology annotation, biological process: long-chain fatty acid metabolic process. The coding region runs from base 130 to 2196 and encodes 688 amino acids. The transcript is spliced from 7 exons. The record is from RefSeq and is a predicted model, not a curated record.